UUCAGUGCUACCACUUUGACAUAAAGAAUCAGCAUGUAAAACAUCUGUUGUCAAAAUGUUGAUUAUAGAAAAAUUAUUAAAACGGCAUUAUAAGUUUGUGGAGUUCACAAAUAUAAUGCAGUUUAGUUAUAUUUGAAUAAAAUAAAAUGUUUCGACAUAUUAUAACUACUACGAAUCGACCAACUUACAUAACCAAUGCUGCAUUACGGUUAAAGCAUUUUUCUUCACAGCCUAAUACACCUCAAGAAAGUAAGAAAAGUUCUACCUUGGACCGUAUAAUGGGAGAAAUAAAAGCCGAUAAGGAAAGACUGCAAUGGCGGAAACCAAUUGGGGAAAGACCCGGUGAUUGGAAUAGUAAACUAAAAGCUUUUGAAGAUUCAGAACAAACUUCCGAUUAUAUCAUUAUGAUGCAGAAACCGAUUAACCUAAGCCCAAGCGCCUUAAAGGAAUGGUGGCGAAAACGCAAUGAACGUGUUGAAAAACAUAUGCAAAAGUAUGUUCAGGAGCGACAUGAAAUACUAGGUCCCGAACUAGCUGCUGCACAUUUCAUUUUAUAUCGCGGUGGUGCAGUAAAAUUCUUACAUGAACGUGGCUGGAUGCGAGCAAACGAAGAUGGAGAAUUCAAUUUGCCAAAUAAAUACCACCCGGCCUACAAAGUCGAGGGGCUUCGAUGUGAUAACAUGACUCUAUAUUAUGAAGGAAUAGAGAAUUUACGUAAUUUACAAGAAAUGAAAUUUCUGUCAUUUCAUAAUGUGCACACAUUUGAUGAUUGGUGUUUAGAUCGUGUAUCUAGUUCUGGGUUUCCAAAAUUGGAAGUUUUAGAUAUGUCAAAUACGAGUUGCACGGUAAAUGGCCUUUCGUGUUUAUACCGCAUACCAACUUUGAAACUGUUAAUUGUCAACGACCCAAAAGAAACGUUGGAGUUUGAAUUAGCAUGUUCCAUGUUGCAAGAAGUUAUACCAAAUUUAAAAAUUGUCGAUGCAGCAUCAAUACAUGAUUUAUAGCCAACAAAACUGUUAUUGUUUUAAAAUUGUAUAUUAAAAAUUAUAUAUAAAAGUAACAACAUCUUCAAACAA
This is a messenger RNA of Bactrocera dorsalis (oriental fruit fly), 1076 nucleotides long. Its product is annotated as distal membrane-arm assembly complex protein 2. The record is from RefSeq and is a predicted model, not a curated record. Bases 147 to 1004 code for a protein of 285 amino acids. The transcript has a single exon. Lineage: Eukaryota; Metazoa; Arthropoda; Insecta; Diptera; Tephritidae.